AUGAUCAGCUUCGGUCUUUUGCGUCCCGGGACUGGGUUCCUGCAUUUGAACUUUGAAAGCAUGCAUCUCUUCCUCCCUGUCGUUUCCCUCCUCUUCGGUGCUGUUUCUACAGCCCAAUCGCCCGUUCCGUCUUCGACUUUUUCUAAAGUCACGGUAUUCGUUCCACCUCAGAACUAUACGGAUCCAGGCGUUUUAUAUGCUCGAACUGUCGAACUAUCACAGGGAGUACUGCUCGCCACAUGGGAGAACUACAGCCCCGAACCGCCACUUGUAUAUUUCCCCAUCUACAAGAGCGUAGAUGGAGGGCGAACGUGGAAGGAGAUCUCCAGAGUCCAAGACAAGGUCAAUAACUGGGGCCUACGCUACCAGCCGUUCCUCUACGUCCUACCAGUGAAUGUGGGAAAAUUCCCAGCUGGAACGGUUCUCAUAUCUGGAAGCGCUAUCCCCACGGACUUGAGCCUCAUCAAGAUCGAGGUCUAUGCAAGUCUUGACCAAGGCAAAACCUGGGAAUUUGUCUCGCAUGUUGCUUCGGGGGGAGCAGCCAUUCCAAAUAAUGGCGUUCCCGCUAUCUGGGAACCCUUUCUGAUGUACUACAAGGGCGAAAUCGUCCUCUAUUACUCCGAUCAGAGGGAUCCAGCCUAUGGCCAGAAGCUCGUCCACACAACAACGAAAGACUUGGUCAACUGGAGCGCCGAUGUCGACGAUGUCGUCUCGGCACGAUAUACCGAUCGCCCGGGCAUGACUACCGUAGCAUUGCUUCCCAACGGCAAAUACAUCAUGACUUACGAGUUUGGAGGAGGUCCAACUGUGACUGGAACUGCCUACCAGUUCCCGGUUAACUACCGCAUCAACGCCAACCCUCUCGACUUCAAUAGUUCUGUGAGCAUUCCUAUCUACACGAACGACAAGAUCCAGCCUUUUGGCUCUCCCUACGUCGUCUGGUCACCUACUGGGGGUGAAAACGGCACGAUCAUCGUCAGCUCUGGUACCAACAGUCAAAUCUUUGUCAACCAGGCUCUGGGUGAUGCAAGUGCGUGGAAGUCUGUGCCGACUCCAGAGGGAAUCUCUUAUACGAGACAUUUGAGGGUGCUCGAGUCAAAUCCGAAUCACCUGCUCAUCAUGGGAGGUGGGGUUCUGCCUCCGAGCACGACAAAUAGGAUUACUGUGUCUGUGAUUGACAUUGCGGAGAGUCUGAAGCAAGCUAGUUGA
This is a messenger RNA of Drepanopeziza brunnea f. sp. 'multigermtubi' MB_m1, 1209 nucleotides long. RefSeq lists its product as uncharacterized. The record is from RefSeq and is a predicted model, not a curated record. Lineage: Eukaryota; Fungi; Ascomycota; Leotiomycetes; Helotiales; Drepanopezizaceae.